Messenger RNA from Elaeis guineensis (African oil palm), 577 nucleotides. Its product is annotated as signaling peptide TAXIMIN 2. NCBI's taxonomy places the organism in Eukaryota, Viridiplantae, Streptophyta, Magnoliopsida, Arecales, Arecaceae. The record is from RefSeq and is a predicted model, not a curated record.
AUGAUUUCCCCUAGGCAAGGGGAGGGGUCGCUUAUUUCUUUCUUUAAGCCCGUUUGCUGGUAUCUCUCUCCCGUCUCUCAAGAAGAAGCGAACCAGAAGCGAAGGACGCUCCAAAGAAGAAAGAAAGCGAAGGCACAGGCAUGGAGGAUUGCAGGCCAUUGGGGUUCUUGAUAGGGUUGCCCUUCGCUGUGCUGGCAUUGGCCUUGUCUCUCGUUGGUGCCGUCGUUUGGAUCAUUGGGACGAUCUUCAGUUGCCUGUGCCCCUGCUGCGCGUGCUUCGCAGGGCUUGCGAAUCUGGCUGUCGAUCUGAUAAAGCUGCCGGUCAAAGUCAUCAGAUGGUUCAUUGACCAGAUUCCUUGUUGAUUUUUCCUGUUUAUCGUCGAUUUCUGUGGGUGUUCUUCAUUUUUUUUCCCCGAUCUUUUCGAUCUGAUUGAUUACGGAGAGGAUUAGGGAAACUUUGAUUGAUUUAGGUCUUGCGAUUUGUUAUAGUUGAUCCAAUUCGAGAUUUUAUGAUGUAAUCACAAACAAACACAUAUAUUUGAUCGAUUUUACCUUUUAUUUUGUAAUUUUUCAAAUCA